GUGAGAUUAGCCGGAAGCCGCUAGCUGGCUAGCAGCGACCUUGCUAACGCUAGCUAGGUAAAGCCACCCAAAUACAGGAGAAGCUGAGCUUCGGAAAGACGGGAAUAAUAUUCGCAAAAGCUACAAGCUACACAGGAUAGUGGGACAAUUCAUGAUAAUUUGUUAGCUAGUUAUAUUAUUUAAAUACAACUAGUUAGCUAACUAACGUUUUGUUUGCGUCGCUAGCUUGCUGACGGAGCUAACGAGCUAGCUAGCUAAGGUUAACUUCAAUACUUUAAAGAAGCUGACUGGACUUAAGUUAAGUAGAAAUAACCGAACGUGACGCCUUUUAUAGACAGUUAAACAGUGCUUUUUAAACCAGAUAGCAUCUCAAUCGCUUGUUUGACAUAGUACCACGCGAUUAUUGGUUUAUUGUUAUUUUCUUUCGACAACCAAUAAUGAACGCUAUUAGUGUAGCUAAGCUAACACUAGCGUAGUGCCACCCGAUGUUGUGUCUAAUUUUGCUACCCAUCGGUGUGUGCAUCAUACCUGCUUUGCGCAUGCGCUGAAUGUGUUUUUCAAUUUAAAAUUUAUUUUUGUUUGGGUGCAUUAAACAAUCUGCGCUCACUCAUGUUAAGAGGUCAUUUUUGGCACAUUAUUCGAGUGUUACAAAAAGGGUAAAUGGUGAUUAAUAUUAUAAAUUUAAUAUAUAAUAAAUAAUAAACCAUUACAUACAAAAAACAUUAAAAAUACCAAAAAGGGGUCUAUACAUUAUAAUCACAUCUAUUAAAUUUGCUUUACAGUGAUUUAAGCUAUUCGAAUAUUCUAGAAUAUAAUAUUGUUUUUUUAUGUAGGACUUUUACUUUUAAAGAUUAAAAGGUUACACUACGGUAGCACGAUUUGACAGGGUAGCACAACUCGUCACAACACCGGAUACCAGAAGAUAUCCCUGUACCCGAUUUUGAUGUGUAAGCGUAUUUUAAUGGAUAGAAGCCUGCAGUGAUCGGUUUAUUACCGUUACAAGUCUAAAAUAUGAGAAACAUGAAUACAGCCUAUAUAUUCGACAGAACGCGUUUUAAAGCGGCGUUGUUUCGCGAUAAUAAUGCUUUUAGCACAUUACAUUAGCUAGCUAGCCACCAAAGCGCUGUGUCUGCUCAGUGUUUGUAAAUGAACACUGAUGACUGACUUCUCCGUCCGGUUGUAUGUAUGAACGCAGGGGAGUGGUGUAGCGAGUGCCGGGGUGCUGCUGCUCUCCAGCUCGGCCCACAGUCAAACCUGAUGAUGGACAAACAUCCCAAGGACAUUUAAUCGCAUUAAAUGACUUUUCUCUUCUUCUUAAGUUGCCAGAAAGGACAGCAGGACUUCAUCCAGACUGUUUUUGGGGGUGUUUUUGGUGCGUUCAGACGUGGCACGCAGUGGAAACGGUUUCAUUGUUCGUACCGAAGGCCACAAUCAUGGCGAAGAGAAAAUGAAAUAGUUCCUUGUGUGUCUGACUGGCAGCCACCGUUUGCUUGUGAUGUGCGCAACUUCCGCUUUACUCCUCGAGUCCAAAGGCUCAAUGAACUUGAGGCUCUCACCAGAAUCAAGCUUAAUUUCUUGGAUCAAAUCGCGAAGUUCUGGGAGCUCCAGGGUUCUAAACUACGUUUUCCACAUGUGGAGAAAAAGAUCCUGGACUUGUACCUUCUUAGCAAGCUUGUGUCUGCUGAAGGGGGUUUUGAACUAGUCUGUAAGGAGAAGCGCUGGUCAAAGAUAGCCAGUCGAAUGGGGUUCCCCUCUGGGAAAGGCUCUGGGACCUUGCUUCGCUCGCACUUUCAGAGGAUUCUCUACCCAUACGAGCUUUUCCAGUCUGGAGCUUCAUUCACAGGCGUUCACCGUUUGUACCCGGAGGGAGAUGAAUCUGAGGAUAUAGAUGAAGGAAUAGAGGGUGGAUGUGAAGAAGAGGAGGAUGAAGAAGAGGAGAAACCGAGAGAGAAGGAAGGCCAGGAACGGGAUUGUCUGGGUGACAGGCCGCAGAAUAAAGAGCAGCCUGUACCUGAGAGACGAUCUCGGCGCCUCAAAUCAGAGGUUAGUUCCCAGAGAGAGAACAAAGAGCCUAAAACCCUGCAGAUCUUUGGCAGCAGUCCUAAGGUGGUUGGUCUGGAGAUUGUUCCAGCCGAUGAUGGGUUUAUUAAGAAGCAGAGGCAUCUCAAGGCUCAAGCGUUUGCCAUUAAGAUGCGUCCCCGCAAAGAGACUCUGGAAGUCAAUUUUAUUGACCUGUACAUGUGUAUGGCUUGUGGGCGGGGAGAUGAAGAGGACCGCCUCCUGCUGUGUGACGGUUGUGAUGACAGUUACCACACCUUCUGCCUGAUCCCUCCCCUUCAAGAUGUUCCCAAGGGUGACUGGCGUUGUCCCAAAUGUGUGGCAGAGGAAUGCAGUAAGCCUCGGGAGGCGUUUGGUUUCGAGCAGGCAGUACGAGAAUACACUCUCCAGAGUUUUGGCGAGAUGGCGGACCACUUUAAGUCUGACUACUUCAACAUGCCAGUUCAUAUGGUGCCUACGGAGCUGGUGGAGAAGGAGUUUUGGAGGCUGGUGAGCAGUAUAGAAGAAGACGUGAUAGUGGAGUAUGGAGCGGAUAUCGGCUCCAAAGAUGUGGGCAGUGGAUUUCCUGUCCGAGAUGGGAAAAGAAGACUUGUAGGGGAUGAAGAGGAAUAUGCUAAUUCGGGCUGGAACCUGAAUAACAUGCCAGUGCUGGAGCAGUCUGUUCUCACCCACAUCAAUGCAGACAUCUCUGGUAUGAAGGUGCCGUGGCUCUAUGUGGGUAUGUGCUUUUCAUCCUUCUGCUGGCACAUUGAGGACCACUGGAGCUACUCAAUCAACUACCUGCACUGGGGGGAGCCAAAGACCUGGUAUGGAGUCCCAGCACAUGCAGCAGAGCAGCUGGAGGCGGUAAUGAAGAAGUUGGCCCCGGAGCUAUUCGACUCACAGCCAGACCUGCUUCACCAGCUAGUCACCAUCAUGAACCCUAACGUUCUUAUGGAGCAUGGUGUUCCGGUGUAUCGGACCAAUCAGUGCGCUGGGGAGUUUGUGGUAACCUUUCCGAGAGCCUAUCACAGUGGCUUCAACCAGGGAUACAACUUUGCUGAAGCUGUCAACUUCUGUACUGCAGAUUGGCUUCCAAUGGGACGCCAGUGUGUGGCACACUACAGGCGUUUACAGCGGCAAUGUGUAUUCUCUCAUGAGGAGCUGCUGUGCAAGAUGGCCGCAGACCCAGAGAGCCUUGAUGUGGAGCUUGCUGCUGCUGUGUACAAAGAGCUGGGAGACAUGAUGGACGAGGAGAGCAGGCUUCGACAGGCUGUCAGUGACAUGGGGGUGCUGUCUUUUGAGCAAGAGGUGUUUGAACUUGUCCCAGAUGAUGAGAGGCAGUGUUACAAAUGCAAAACCACUUGUUUCCUGUCUGCGCUGACCUGCCCAUGCAGCCCUGAUCGCCUGGUGUGUCUUCACCACACAGCUGACCUCUGUGACUGUCCUCUCACCAGCAAGUGUCUCAGGUACAGGUAUGAUCAAGAGGAAUUCCCUGCUAUGCUGUAUGGGGUAAAGUCACGUGCCCAGUCCUACGAGACCUGGGCCAAGAGAGUUACUGAAGCACUGGCUGCUGAUCACAAAAACAAGAAAGAUCUGAUCGAACUGAAGGUCUUGCUGGAGGACGCGGAGGACAGAAAGUACCCAGAGAACAAUUUGUUCCGCAAGCUGAGAGAGAUGGUGAAGGAAGCCGAGACCUGUUCCUCUGUGGCCCAGCUGCUGCUCAGCCACAAGCAGAGACACAAAAGGGAGCGCACAGAGAGCAGCCGAAUACGAACCAAGCUAACCGUGGAGGAGCUGAAAGCAUUUGUGGAGCAGCUGUUCCGCCUGCCCUGCAUCAUUAACCAGGCACGCCAGGUCAAAGAGCUGCUGGAGAAUGUAGAAGACUUCCAUGAGCGUUCACAGGUGGCUUUGACAGAUGAGACCCCAGAUUCGAGUAAGCUGCAGGCUUUAGUGGACCUGGGUUCUGGGCUGGACGUGGAGCUGCCUGAGCUGCCUCGGCUAAAGCAGGAGCUACAGCAGGCACGCUGGCUGGACGAGGUGCGCCUCACCCUGCAGGAACCCCAGCGAGUCACUCUGGAGCUUAUGAAGCGUCUGAUUGACUCAGGUGUGGGUCUAGCACCGCACCAUGCUGUGGAGAAAGCCAUGGCAGAGCUGCAGGAAAUCCUCACAGUGUCUGAGCGCUGGGAGGACAAAGCCCGUGCCUGCUUGCAGGCCAGACCCAGGCACAGCAUGAUCACCCUGGAAAACAUUGUUAUGGAGGCCAAGAACAUUCCUGCCUACCUGCCCAAUGUGUUGGCCCUCAGAGAAGCACUCCACAAAGCCAAAGAAUGGACGUCCAGAGUGGAGGCUAUCCAGAAUGGCAGUAAUUAUGCUUACCUGGAUCAACUGGAGGCGCUGUUAGCGAGGGGGCGCUCUAUCCCAGUGCGUCUGGAUGCGCUGCCGCAGGUCGAGUCCCAGGUAGCCUCAGCACGAUCUUGGAGAGAGAGGACAGCUCGCACUUUCCUUAAGAAGAACUCAACCUAUACUCUUCUCCAGGUUCUAAGCCCCCGUACAGACAUUGGCGUAUAUGGCAACAGUAAAAGCAAGCGCAAGCGAGCGAAGGAGCUGCUGGAGCAGGAGCGUGGACUAGAGCUCGACAGCCUGAGCGACCUGGAUGAAAGCCUUGAAGAGGCACGUGAACCCUCUGCUGUAGUGGCUGCCUUCAAGGCCAAGGAGCAGCAAGAGGUAGAAGCCAUCCACUCCCUACGUGCCGCCAACCUGGCCAAGAUGGCCAUGGCUGACCGUAUAGAGGAGGUCAAGUUCUGCCUGUGUCGUAAAACGGCAGUGGGCUUCAUGCUUCAGUGCGAACUGUGUAAGGACUGGUUCCACGGUGCCUGUGUGCCCCUACCCAAAACAGGCUCGCAGAAGAAGCUGGUGGCUGGCUGGCAGGGCAGCAAUAAGGAGUCAAAGUUUCUAUGUCCGCUAUGUCAGCGUUCGCGGCGGCCCCGGCUAGAAACCAUCCUCUCGCUGCUGGUGUCGCUGCAGAAGCUGCCUGUGCGGCUCCCUGAAGGUGAAGCGCUCCAGUGUUUGACGGAGCGAGCCAUGAGCUGGCAGGACCGAGCACGGCAGGCCUUGGCCACUGAUGAGCUCUCGUCUGCCUUGGCCAAGCUAUCUGUGCUCAGUCAGCGCAUGGUUGAGUUGGCUGCACGUGAGAAGACUGAGAAGAUCAUCAACGCAGAGUUACAGAAGGCUGCGGCCAACCCAGACCUGCAGGGACACAUUCAGACAUUCCAGCAGGCGGGAUUCAGCAGAGCCACCUCUCCACGGCCAUCGCUGGACUACGACGAUGAGGAAACGGACUCAGACGAGGACAUCCGCGAGACUUACGGCUAUGAUAUGAAGGAUUCUGGUGAGGUGAAGCCCUACUUGUUCUGUGAUGAGGAGAUUCCUGUGAAGUCAGAAGAAGUUGUCAGCCACAUGUGGCCAGCCACACCGUCAUUCUGUGCAGAACAUGCCUACUCUUCUGCCUCCAAGUCUUGUCCUCAGAACCAGACCACCCCACGCAAGCAGCCCAGGAAGACGCCCCUGGUGCCCCGCAGUUUGGAGCCACCAGUACUAGAACUGUCUCCAGCUGCGAAGGCCCAGCUGGAGGAGCUUAUGAUGGAAGGGGAUCUGCUGGAGGUCUCUCUGGAUGAAACUCAGCACAUCUGGAGGAUUCUGCAGGCCACCCACCCACCAUCAGAGGAACGCUUCCUGCAGGUCAUGGAGUCAGAAGACGCUAUGCUGGAGAAGCCAAUGAAGCUGAAGCUAAAGGAUGUGGAGAAGAAGAGGAAAAGGAAGCUGGAAAGAGCUGAACAACAGCUACUACUGGCUACCACAGGAGUGGAUGGCCGACCCAAAUGCAAAGACACAAAGAGGGUGCUGGAGGUGGGCGGUAAACCCAAGAAAAAGAAGCUCAAGCUAAACCCAGACAGGUCGCGUGAGCUCAAGCAGCUGGCCAAACGCCUCGCCAAGGAAGAGAAAGAGAGGAAGAGGAAGGAGAAAGCUGCAGCCAAGGCAGAGUUUGCGAAGGAAGGACUUGAGCGCAAGAAGGAGAAGAAGGUCUUGGACAUUCCUUCAAAGUAUGACUGGUCUGGUGCAGAGGACUCCAAUGAUGAAAAUGCUGUGUGUGCGGCGAAGAACUGCCAGAGGCCGUGCAAGGACAAGGUUAGUGUGGAUUGGGUUCAGUGUGAUGGGGGAUGUGAUGAGUGGUUCCAUCAGGUGUGUGUAGGCGUGUCAUGCGAGAUGGCUGAGAAUGAAGACUACAUCUGCACGGCUUGUUCCCGAAAGGCUGCAGGCAUCACUGGGGGAGGGAUGGGCGUUAAAGUAGGUGUAGAGACUGUGGUAAUGACGUCGCCCAUCUCCAGCACCCAGACACUGUCCCCUGUACCCCAGCCAGAGCCUCAGGAGGGCAGCUAGCCCACAGAGCCACCAGCCAGACUUCAUACAAACUCUAUAAUAAUUGUUUUUUUAGUUCUACACUCUACACCCUACAACCUCAAUCAGUCGGAAUGUGGAUCCGGGCUUCUCCUUAAUCUGAUCUGUUGGUGGAAGAACGAGGGAACUAUAAUGUAUAACUGGUCAGAGGAUAAUAUGCAUGAGCGGAGGUAACUGGUUCACUGCCUGUCUUGGUGUUUUUACUUGGGGACUCUAUGCAUGGAUUGCCACCUAAACAUGGAUAUAUCAGAGGUAAUUACUGGAGAAAUUUAGAAGAGGACAAAAGCGCACAAUGGAAACUUUCCUCUUUGCACCUUUAGAUCAGAAUCAUGGUCCCAGAAGGUGUUCUCUUGUGUUCUCUCUCUCUCUAGUGCGUUCCCUCUUGACACAAACUGCUUGACCACAGAUGUUUUUAAGACCCCCAUGAGCACACUCGAAUUAAAGAGUUUAUCAUGAAUGGACCAGGCUGUUUUUACCAGCUUACAUCAGUCCUUUUUCUCUGUUCAAAUCUUUACAGGCCAAUCCACACAAACACAAACCAUGUAAAAAGGAUACAUCCAUAUUCUUUGAUACACAGCUGAUCUGGCUUCAGACUUCCCUUCAUUAAUAGCCGGUAGGAGGAUGAUUAACCUGCUCAUCUACAGUUGAUCCACCUGAUCCAUAAACAAAAUACAGCUCAAUAUGUAGAACUAGUUUAAAAUUGUUCUAUGUAGGUAAAAUAUUUAUGAUGUAAAUAGAUUUUACGCAGUCUGUGCGUUGAUGUGGAUGUUUUUUGUUGCUCACCUUUAUUAAAACUAUUCCUAGUGAAACAAACCAAAAUGAUGGUUGUUUUAUUUGUGCUUUUAAAAAAUCUGUAUGUUUCAAUGACGCAAAUACAUAUUUUUGGAGAUA
Molecule: messenger RNA, 7386 nt
Organism: Astyanax mexicanus (Mexican tetra)
Lineage: Eukaryota; Metazoa; Chordata; Actinopteri; Characiformes; Acestrorhamphidae
Gene: kdm5a
Product: lysine (K)-specific demethylase 5A
Exons: 27
Coding region: 1297-6477 (1726 amino acids)
Biological process (GO): chromatin remodeling
Cellular component (GO): nucleus
Molecular function (GO): histone demethylase activity; DNA binding
Source: RefSeq, a predicted model, not a curated record